Messenger RNA from Heterocephalus glaber (naked mole-rat), 3092 nucleotides. It is a transcript of the gene Strn4, whose product is annotated as striatin 4. Gene Ontology annotation, cellular component: dendrite. The record is from RefSeq and is a predicted model, not a curated record. Lineage: Eukaryota; Metazoa; Chordata; Mammalia; Rodentia; Bathyergidae. Gene Ontology annotation, molecular function: protein phosphatase 2A binding; protein-containing complex binding; calmodulin binding.
CGGCCCCGGGGCCUCCAUGAUGGAGGAGCGAGCGGCCGCCGCGGUCGCCGCCGCCGCCUCCGCCUCCUCCUGCCGCCCGCUCGGCUCCGCUGCGGGUCCUGGCCCGCCUGGGACGGGCCCCGUCUCCAGCCCUGCCCCCGGGCCCGGCCCAGCAGGAAAGGGUGGCGGCGGCGGAGGCAGCCCGGGGCCCGCGGCCGGCCCGGAGCCCCUGAGCCUCCCCGGGAUCCUGCACUUUAUUCAGCACGAGUGGGCGCGCUUCGAGGCCGAGAAGGCCCGCUGGGAGGCCGAACGCUCCGAGCUGCAGGCUCAGGUGGCCUUUCUCCAGGGAGAGCGGAAAGGGCAGGAGAAUCUAAAGACAGACCUGGUGCGGCGGAUCAAGAUGUUAGAAUACGCGCUGAAGCAGGAAAGGGCCAAAUAUCAUAAACUGAAGUUUGGGACAGACCUGAACCAGGGGGAGAAGAAACCAGAUCUGCCAGAACAAGUUCCCAAUGGCCCUGUGGAGUCAGUCACCCUGGAGAACAGCCCUCUGGUGUGGAAGGAGGGACGGCAGCUGCUCCGACAGUACCUGGAAGAGGUGGGCUACACGGACACCAUCCUUGACAUGCGGUCCAAGCGUGUGCGCUCCCUGCUUGGACGCUCCCUAGAGCUCAACGGGGCUACUGAGUCCAGCGAGGGGCCCCCCAGGGUGGCACCUAAUCCUGGGGGCCUCAGUGGCAGCGAGUCCCUGCUGGUGAAGCAGAUUGAGGAGCAGAUCAAGAGGAAUGCAGCAGGCAAAGAUGGCAAAGAGCGUCUGGGUAGCUCGGUGCUGGAGCAGAUCCCCUUCCUGCAGAACUGCGAGGAUGAGGACAGCGAUGAGGAUGAUGAGCUGGACAGUGUGCAGCACAAGAAGCAGCGCGUGAAGCUCCCUUCCAAGGCCUUGGUGCCUGAGAUGGAGGAUGAGGAUGAGGAGGACGACUCAGAGGAUGCCAUCAACGAGUUUGAUUUCCUGGGCUCGGGAGAGGAUGGGGAGGGGUCUCCAGGCCCUCGGCGGUGUACCAGUGAGGGGACCCCCCACGAGCUGGAGAGCCGUCGAGUCAAGCUCCAGGGAAUUCUGGCCGACCUUCGGGACGUAGAUGGGCUGCCCCACAAAGUGACAGGCCCACCUCCCGGCACACCCCAGCCCCGGCCCCACGAAGGUUCCUUUGGCUUCUCCUCAGACGUUUUCAUCAUGGACACUAUCGGGGGCGGGGAGGUGAGCCUGGGGGACUUGGCAGAUCUCACCGUCACCAACGACAACGACCUCAGCUGUGAUCUGUCUGACAGCAAAGAUGCCUUCAAGAAGACAUGGAACCCCAAGUUCACCCUCCGCUCACACUAUGAUGGCAUCCGCUCCCUGGCUUUCCAUCACAGCCAGUCGGCACUGCUCACCGCCUCCGAGGACGGCACACUCAAGCUCUGGAACCUGCAGAAGGCAGUCACGGCCAAGAAGAAUGCUGCACUGGACGUGGAACCAAUCCAUGCCUUCCGAGGUCACAGGGGGCCUGUGUUGGCGGUGGCUGUGGGCAGCAACAGUGAAUACUGCUACAGUGGCGGUGCCGACGCCCGCAUCCACAGCUGGAAAAUUCCGGACCUCAACAUGGACCCCUACGAUGGUUACGACCCCAGCGUCCUGAGCCACAUCCUAGAGGGCCAUGGGGAUGCCGUGUGGGGCUUGGCCUUCAGCCCCACCUCCCAGCGCCUGGCGUCCUGCUCUGCUGAUGGCACCGUGCGCAUCUGGGACCCCAGCAGCAGCCCGGCCUGCCUCUGUACCUUCCCUGCAGCCAGUGAGCACGGAGUUCCCACUUCAGUGGCCUUCACCAGCACCGAGCCUGCCCACAUCGUGGCCUCCUUCCGCUCUGGUGACACCAUCCUGUAUGACCUAGAGACUGGCAGUGCCCUCCUCACGCUGGAGUCCCGGGGAAGCAGCGGCCUAAGCCAAAUCAACCAGGUGGUGAGUCACCCCAACCAGCCCCUUACCAUCACUGCCCAUGACGACAGGGGCAUCUGCUUCCUGGACAAUCGGACAGGUAAAUCCGUGCACUCCAUGGUUGCCCACCUGGAUGCGGUCACCUGCCUAGCUGUGGACCCCAAUGGCGUUUUCCUGAUGUCAGGAAGCCACGACUGCUCCCUGCGCCUGUGGAGCCUGGACAACAAGACGUGCGUGCAGGAGAUCACAGCCCACCGCAAGAAGCAUGAGGAGGCCAUCCAUGCUGUUGCCUGCCACCCCAGCAAGGCCCUCAUCGCCAGUGCUGGCGCCGAUGCCCUGGCCAAGGUCUUCGUAUGAUGCCCACCUGGCCCCGCCCUGGCCAACACACUGGCUGAGGAGCAGGGCCGGGCAGGUGGGGCUGAGGUGAUUGCAGCCUCACUCGGAGGCUCGGGUUGGCCUCUCCCCACUUGCUGUGGAGCCUGGUGGUGCUAACUAAGGGCCCUGUCCCAGGAAUGCUUUCCCUUGGCUCUUGUCCCCACACACUGGCCUGGGGACAUGCCCUUCGGGAAUCGCUGCCCGGGCCCUCAGACACCCAUUCCUGCACCAGCUGCCCUCUCACAUGCAGCUCAGCCAGGGCCGGGUCUUUGGGGAUCAGUUUUUCCAAGAUGCCAGAAGGUGCCAGGUUCUCCCCUUGACUCCCACCCGCUGGCCUGUGGGAGCUGUGCUGGGAGGAGUCUCCUGACGCCCCUCCUCCAUGGGGACCCCUGUGGCAGUGGGAGCCUGCCUGGCCCACCCCCCAGCUCCUCCCGUUUUCCAGACACUAACCUCCAGGGCCGGGACUUUGCCCCCAGACUCCCAGGGUGCCCCUCCCUGAGGCGUGGGGGUGAAGUGGGGACCCCGUGUAGCUCCCUGUAUAUCUGUAAAAAUGGACAGGAUUUUAAUGGCGCCCCUCCCCAAGUUAUCACUGUGUGAUAGUCUUCGUCAGUCUUUUCCUGGCUCCACAUUUUGCCUCUAUUUAUUUCACUCUUCGUUUGGGUUCCACCCUGAGCCCAAGCCCUUGACCCCCCUUCAGGUUCCUGUUUAUAAGCCACCCCCUGCCCCUGAAUUGUACGUGAAAACUUGUCUCAAUAAACCCUUUGGAGUAAGA